GUGGGAGUAUGUGACGACAUUAUUUCUCAAGCGUAGAGUAGAUAACAGGCUAAACAACAUUCUUAAAUCAUAGACUGCUUUUAAAACAGUCAGACUGCAAUCACACAAUCAAGGAGUAAGAACGUUUUAAGCUGAUAUUGUGUUUAAAAGGAGGAAAAGAAGGCUGUAUGGACCAUGUGUUACUCACACAUUGAGCUUGGUGUUGCUCCUGAAAUUACAAAAUCAUGGUUUACUUUCUCCUUGUUGUCUUUGGACUUUUGUCCUUCACAUCAAGCCAAAUAUCUCACCAGUAUCACUUCAUAAAUAUCAGAAAGAACUGGACUGAGGCUCAGAGAUUCUGCCGUGAGAUGUACACUGACCUGGCGAGUGUGAAUAAUGAAGAUGAGAUGAACAGAUUGUUCAUAACCAUAACUGAUAAUUCAUAUGAUGUGUAUGCUGGACUUUAUAGAGGUGAAGUGUUCAGAUGGCACUGGACCCUGCCAGACAGUGUGUACAAUGAAAAGACAUUCCAAAACUGGGAAAAAAAUCAACCAGAUAAAAAUAAUAAUGAGGGCUGUGCUGCAAUGGACAACAACGGGAAAUGGUUUAGUGAUAGCUGUGAUACACAAAGGCAAUUUGUUUGCUUUAAUGCCACUAAAACAUAUAUCCUGAUUGAGAAGAACAAAUCCUGGAGGGAGGCCCAAGAAUUCUGCAGAACUUUUCACACAGAUCUAGUGAAUGUCAGAACUUCCUCAGAAAAUCAAGAUGUCAAGAACACUGCAAAAAAAGAUGUAUGGAUUGGACUAUUUAAAGACCCUUGGUUGUGGUCAGAUCAGAGAAACUCUUCUUUCCGUUUCUGGAAUUCAAGUCAGUUAAGUAACAACAGAAGAGACCGGGACUGUGUUACAGUGAUGGUGAACCAAACAGGGCAAUGGAAUGACGUUGAAUGUAACACCACUCAGCCCUUCAUCUGUCACGGUGAUCUGAAAUCUCAAUCAACUACUAAACCAGCUACUACUGAUACUGAGGGGGGACAUAGAAGCACACAACCAACACAAAUACUCACUACAGGUGCAGAGCAAGCUACUACUGAUACUGAGGGGGGACAUAGAAGCACACAACCAACACAAAUACUCACUACAGGUGCAGAGCAAGAUAACCUGAUUCUGGUCCGUGAGAAUCUGACGUGGACCGAAGCUGUGACUUACUGCAGAAAGCACCACGUGGACCUGGUCUCCAUUCACAGUGAGGAGCUUCAGAACAGGGCAGCAAGAAAAGCCAUCCAGGCCUCCACUUCUCAUGUAUGGCUGGGUCUCCGUUACACCUGCAGGUUCAACUUCUGGUUCUGGAUAAAGAACAGAGAAGCAGGCUGCUACCAGAACUGGGCGCCUGGUCAUGGGCCACAUGGGUAUGAGGAGUGUGGGCUGUCAGGAGCUAUGGAGUCCACUGGGGGGCACCGUUGGGUCGGGAGGCCAGAGAGUGAAAGACUCAAUUUCAUCUGCCAAAUAUGUACUAAUGCAUUUUAAAGGCAGGGUAGGUGAUGUGGUUCAAAAACAUUUUUUGUUAUGUUGGUUGAAAGUCUCUUCACAUCCCGAUAGCAACCACCAAGUUAAGUGGUCUAAAUUUAUUUAUAUGUAGUUUGUGGAAAGCAUAGGACCAUAAAAUGUUCGUCCAGUCAAAAUGUUCGGUCUGAACAUUACAAUAGGCUGCCUUGCCUGUCUGUCAAAAUAUGUAUUUGCAUACCUCUGCGCACCCUGUUUGCGCAGACAUGAUAUGUCAUCAGCACGUUUCACUGAGAAAGAAUAGUUAAAUGCAUUCAUGUCCUGCAUUAAACAUUGUGUAAAUGCGUCUAAAUCCCACUUCUAAUGCAGCUUCUGUGUUUUCUCUGCAGUGCAAAGAUUAAUUUUGUCAAUACUGAUUUCAUUUGCUUGGUAAUAGCUUAAAUGACUUAUUCUAACUGACUGAUUCAAUAGAAGAAUUUGACUGAAAAUAUGAUGCACACUCAUGCAGGGCUUUAUAAAGGUAAAUAUGCCCAUAAAAGGUAAAAAAUAUAUUUAAACUUAUUGGAAAAUAUUAAUUUAUAUCACUGCUGUCCACAGUAGUCCUUAAAAUAUCAGCACAAUAACACACUCAGCAAAAUAUCGUUAUCGAUAAAAUCCCAGAAAAUAUUGAUAUAUUUUUUGUCAGUAUCGCACACCCCUAAUAUAUUUACCAUUUUGUUUAGAAAAAAAUUAAAUAAAUAUGAGAAGUGCCCUUUUUUCCACUUGAGCCCCUGCCCCUCAAAAUGUCUGUGCAAGUCCCUGUCUCUACAUGACUCUAUAGCAGUAGUUCCCAACCUGGGGGGCGCGGGAGCAGAUAUACUUUGAGGUAGGGCUGGGCGAUAAAACGAUAACUACAAUUAUAGUGAUAUAAUUUUCUCGAUAAAACAAGUUCGAUAAACAUUCAAUGUAAUGUUUAUGCAGGAAAAGCGGAACAAAACAGCGCUACUCAUUUGAACAGCGCCACACGGACCAUAUCCGCUCGGUUCAAACAGCAGCGCAGCGCAGAGCGGUUUACUCACCGAUCACGCAACCACUAGACAGCGCUGUGAGAUCCAGUGAGAAGCGCUUGAAUUCAGCGAAGAACACAAAUGACUGGUAUAAACUAGUAUCAGUCGAUAUCAGUCAACUGAUAUAAACUAGUUUAAAUCCAGAUAAAACAGCGCUGAAAAAACAGCAGAAAAACACUGUGUGCAACGAUACAGUCAGAAGGCUUUUCGAUCUACAAAUCGCCAUCGUUUACCAGGGAUUUACGGUAGUAACAUUAACUGCACCAUGGUAUUGUGGCAGAAAUGUGUGGUAUUUAUAUCAAAUGUAUUAUAUUAACGUAGACGUGUAUUAAAGGAGUAAUGGAAUGUAAUUACACUAUAUUUGUGAUUAAGCUAUAGGCUAGCGUUUGUGUAUUUAUAAUAAAUGUAUUAAGACUACUGUUUUACAUAUAAAUUGGCUACCUAGAAACCAUAUAGUUGGAUUUUUACCACAGUAUUGAGGUACUAUAUGUGUGGUUUUAACUCUGGUUAUCAUGAUGUAAAUGUAUGCUACUAUGGAAGAACAAUGGUUAAUUUGAAUAAAACUCAAAUAGUCAGAAAAAAUAAAAUUUCACCAUUUAAAAAAGAA
Messenger RNA from Onychostoma macrolepis, 3134 nucleotides. Its product is annotated as C-type mannose receptor 2. Bases 225 to 1505 code for a protein of 426 amino acids. The transcript has 8 exons. NCBI's taxonomy places the organism in Eukaryota, Metazoa, Chordata, Actinopteri, Cypriniformes, Cyprinidae. The record is from RefSeq and is a predicted model, not a curated record.